AUGGCGCCACCAAAAUUUACCGAUAUGAACAAACAAGUGACGGAUAUAUUCAAUAAAGGAUAUUUUUUUAAUUUAUUCAAACUUGAUCUUAAGUCCAAAACACAAAAUGGCGUCAUGUUCAAUGUAGCCGGUGAACAUAGUACAGAAACAACUCGAACAUUUGGAACUUUAGAAACAAAAUAUGUUCUGAAAGAAUAUGGAUUAACAUUCUUGGAAAAAUGGAACACAGAAAAUGUUUUAAAAUGUGAAAUAACAGCUGAAGAUCAAUUAGCGCAAGGUUUUAAAGUUACAUUUGAUGCGUCUAUGAUUCCAAGCACUGGGAAAAAAACAGCUGCACUACGUUCGGCAUUCCAAGCUGACAAAGCUCAUGUUGAAACAAAUGUCGAUUUUGAUACUGAUGGACCAAUACUGAAUGGAUCUUUCGUUCUUGGACAUAUGGGCUGGUUGGCAGGAUACCAGUACGUUUAUAAUACAGCGAGAGCAGCAUUGACAAAAAAUAAUUUCGCUGUUGGAUACAAAGCAGAUGACUUCACAUUAUAUGCAAAUAUGAAUGAUGGCAAUGAAGUCGGUGGCAGUGUGUACCAACGAAUAAAUGAUCGUUUGGAAACUGGUUUACAAUUAGCAUGGACAAGUACAUCGAAUCAACCACGUUUUGCAUUAGCAUCUAAAUAUCAGUUAGAUACACAGACAGUCGUGGCAGCUAAAAUUAAUAAUAUAUGUCAAGUUGGACUAUCAUUUCAACAAAUUCUUAGACCAGGUGUCAAACUGACAUUAUCCGCAUUGUUUGAAGCCAAAAACUUGAAUGCUGGUGGACACAAAGUAGGACUUGGUUUGGAUAUUGACGUUUAA
Messenger RNA from Didymodactylos carnosus, 849 nucleotides. The record is from the annotation of a GenBank genome assembly. NCBI's taxonomy places the organism in Eukaryota, Metazoa, Rotifera, Eurotatoria, Philodinida, Philodinidae.